AUGGAUAUUACCUCCCUUUUUCCAGAAGUUACAAUCAAUAAUCUACAGCAGGCUGAUUGUGCUACCAAGGCUUUACCUGAUACCAUUCCUCCCUCCUCCGUGACGGUUCCUAAACAUUCCAAUGGCAAAUCUUUUGCUCAAGCUUUAAAAGGGGUUUGUGACAUUCCUUCCUCUCAACUUCCGCAGCCUAUAAUCAAAGGGGACAGACCUUCUAUCACCAUUCCAGAAGAUGAAUACAAAGCCGGUAUAGAAGAAUGCAAAAACAACCUUCAUGGAAGAAUUAUUUGCCCAAAAGGCUCUUCGCUGCUCACGGUUGUUGCACUUCGUUCGAAGCUCUCUGCUUUGGAGCCGGAUGUGAAAUGUUGGGGAUUCUUAUCUCUGGGAAAAGGUUAUUAUGAAUUUACCUUCUCAAGCACUGAGGACAUGAGAAGAGUUCGAGCAUCCGGAUCCAUUAGUCUUAAUCCCGGUAUUCUCAAACUGUUUGCGUGGACUAGAGACUUUAAUCCGUCUCUCCAAAAUAAUACUUCGGCUCAAGUAUGGGUGCGUUUCUUUGGGCUUUCGCAAGAAUAUUGGAGGCCUCGUAUUCUGUUUGCGAUUGCAAGUUGCGUGGGUACUCCUAUAUGUUAG
Vicia villosa (hairy vetch) is the source of this 627-nucleotide messenger RNA. RefSeq lists its product as uncharacterized. Lineage: Eukaryota; Viridiplantae; Streptophyta; Magnoliopsida; Fabales; Fabaceae. The transcript has a single exon. The record is from RefSeq and is a predicted model, not a curated record. Bases 1 to 627 code for a protein of 208 amino acids.